Aureobasidium melanogenum CBS 110374 is the source of this 1035-nucleotide messenger RNA. RefSeq names its product protein arginine N-methyltransferase. Gene Ontology annotation, biological process: peptidyl-arginine methylation. Lineage: Eukaryota; Fungi; Ascomycota; Dothideomycetes; Dothideales; Saccotheciaceae. The coding region runs from base 1 to 1035 and encodes 344 amino acids. The record is from RefSeq and is a predicted model, not a curated record. The transcript is spliced from 4 exons. Gene Ontology annotation, molecular function: protein-arginine N-methyltransferase activity. Gene Ontology annotation, cellular component: nucleus.
AUGGCAAACAACGCAUCCGCAGCGUCACCAGCAGACCGUCUCGCCGGUCUUGCUCACUCCGAGCAGCACUACUUCAACAGCUACAACCACCAUGGGAUCCACGAGGAGAUGCUCAAGGACGACGUGCGCACCCGUAGCUACCGCGACGCCAUCUACCAGAACCGUCACCUGUUCAAGGACAAGGUCGUCCUCGAUGUUGGUUGCGGAACCAGCAUUCUGUCCAUGUUCGCAGCAAAGGCUGGCGCCAAGCACGUUAUUGGUGUCGACAUGUCGACCAUCAUUGACAAGGCAAAGGAGAUUGUCGAGGUCAACGGCUUGAGCGACAAGAUCACUCUUCUCCAAGGCAAGAUGGAGGAAGUCACUCUUCCUUUCCCCGAGGUCGACAUCAUCAUCUCCGAGUGGAUGGGCUACUUCUUGCUCUACGAAUCCAUGUUGGACACUGUCCUGUGGGCUCGUGACCGCUACCUCAAGAAGGGUGGUCUCAUCUUCCCCGACAAGGCCACCAUCUUUGUCGCCGGUAUCGAGGAUGGUGACUACAAGGAGGAGAAGAUCAACUUCUGGGAUAACGUCUGGGGCUUCGACUACACUCCCCUCAAGCGCACCGCCCUCACCGAGCCUCUUGUCGACACUGUUGACCUCAAGGCUGUUGUCACCGAUCCCGCACCUCUCAUCACUCUUGACCUUUACACCUGCAAAGUCGCCGAUCUCGCUUUCCACCUCCCAUACUCGCUCCCUAUCCGCCGCACCGACUAUGUGCACGCUCUGAUCGCCUGGUUCGACAUUGAAUUCUCGGCCUGCCACAAGCCCGUCAAGUUCUCGACCGGCCCUCACACAAAGUACACCCACUGGAAACAGACCGUCUUCUACCUUGACGACAACCUUACUGUUGAGGCUGGCGAGAAGCUCAACGGCACCCUUCUCUGCAAGCCCAACGAGAGAAACAGAAGAGAUUUGGACGUCGAGAUUGAGUACAACCUCGAGGCCAACGAGCAGGGUCGUGAGGCCAAGGGCAAGUGCACCUACGUCAUGUGCUAA